This is a messenger RNA of Lindgomyces ingoldianus, 1659 nucleotides long. RefSeq lists its product as uncharacterized. Lineage: Eukaryota; Fungi; Ascomycota; Dothideomycetes; Pleosporales; Lindgomycetaceae. The transcript is spliced from 3 exons. The coding region runs from base 4 to 1659 and encodes 551 amino acids. The record is from RefSeq and is a predicted model, not a curated record.
GCCAUGUAUCCCAAUCUCAUACUUACACGCUGCUUGCUACUCUGGACCUUUACCUCAUCCACAGUAGCAGCUUGUCUCCAAAAGCCCCUCUCUUUUGCCAUUCAAGAUUUGGAGCUCGCAAACAAAGCGAACGUCAGGGGUAUAUCGUUAGGUAUAGGGUCGCCGCUUCAGAACAUCUCCAUACUCGCUAGCGCCGAUUAUAAUGAAACUUACAUCUAUGGACCCAAUGGCUAUUGCGAGUCGGGCUUCUCAACAACUGCCUGCAUGACCUUCCGCGGAGGGGCAUACAGCCUGGACAAUUCUUCCACCAAAAUUACUGCCACAACUAGAUUUCAGAGCGACAGAAUCGAUGCGCAAUGGAUGAAAGAUACAUGUCAUCUCCAAUCCAAUAUAUCGCUGGAAAAUUUCGCAUUCGGAAUUCCCAACAAAGACCUCAAUCAAGCCUACGUCAGUCAAGCUCAGUUAGGUCUCGGUCGCAACUCCUCCCUCCUCAAUACUCUAAAGAAGGCCGAGCGCAUUAGCUCUCGAGCCUAUUCCAUCUUCUGGGGUCUGGCGAGCGGCCCAGUAAACCAGCAAACGCCGGGUUCUCUCAUUCUUGGCGGCUUCGACCAAUCCCUCGCAGGAAACGGAGAGAACUUUACAGCGGCUCUGAACUACAAGUCAAAUUGUUCCACCGGUAUGCUCGUUACAAUCAACGACAUGUCCCUAAAUUGGCCUAACGGAUCGGAUAUGAGUAUUUUCAUGGGCUCCCAGAGUUCUGUAAUUCAAGCGUGCAUUGCACCACAUUUCGCGGGGCUGAUGACGAUGCCGUUCGAUUAUUGGAACAAUAUGAGAGCCUUAAUAGGAGGCACAUAUCUAGGUGAUGCAAUGAGGAGUAAAGGGUUUAAUUUUUUCACGGUACUGUUUGAACCUGAUGGCGUCUACUACGGCGACCUCACGAUCUCCCUCCAAAACGGUAUCUCAAUCCGCAUCCCUAAUACGCAACUCGUCGUCCCGGAACCCCUUAUCAACCAGACAACAGGUGCGGUCGUGCAAAACACAUCUGUUCGCAACAUCCCCAUCAACCCUAUCCAGAAUAUCAAUGAAAACGAUCUCCCGGUUAUCGGUCGCCUGUUCUUUAGUAGCGCGAUGGUGCUUGUGAAUCAUGAUAGUCAGGAAUUUACGCUCUGGCAGGCGGAUGGAAAAGGGGGUGGAGAGAGGGCGCAGCUGAGGGUCGUUGAUGAAAGUGGUGGUAUUGGAGAUGUUUUCUGUUAUGGGAAUGGGAGUUUAAAUGGGAACUCUACGGGUAUGCCGAGUUCGAUGGUGCCUAGUGCAACCUCUGCACCGGCUUUGGUUUCGCAUUCCACGGCGCGUUUGUCAGGUGGUGCGGUUGGAGGUAUCGUUAUCGGUGUUAUUGUUGCCUUGGCGGUUAUCAGUGGAAUUUGUUUCUUCCUCUUCCGAAAGAGGCAGAGGCACAGAGCAGAAGCGGAGGGAAAGCAUACUGAAGCGGCAACUAUAGAGGGCAUGAAGCCACCUACACCGCCCUAUCACAGCCAUCCGAAUUUUCGACAUCAUCCAGCGGAGAUGCCGACGGGAGAUGAUGAAAAGGUGGAGCUGGAACAGAGGGUGACGGAAUUGGUUGAUCCGGUCGAGUUGGACUCGUGGGAGUUGCGGAGGUAG